UGCCACCCACAACAUAACUGUCAAAAGCGAACUCCAGCAUUUGUUUUGAUUUUGAGCGAGUUUUUUAAUACUACGAAAAUAGUUGGCGACGAUCCGGGCAAAGUCCACGCGAGAUUCUGCUUCCCCUCCUUGCACAAGUGCCACGAGAUAACAUUUAUUGGUCCGCCAAAUCAGGUUCGCUCGCGCAAGUGGAAGAACUGCUCGGUCAUCGCACCGUGCUGCCCCGUGUUAUCGCAAACCGCCGGUUCCGCAGCAGCGCCAGGCUCAAACGGCAACCGCAGCUCUUGUGAUUGAGUGGUGUCUGGGCAACCCGGAACAACUUGAGCAGUUUCAGCACGAUUUACUACAUCUCGCACCUGGGAGGAAUAUGGGAAAAGUGGCCAAGAGCAACGAUGGUUAUCAGCGCGGUGCGUACGGGGCGCUGCGGACCCUGAUGCACUUCAUCGCCGCCGUGCAGUUCUCGUACGCGAUUUACUACGACUUUCGAUACGUACACUUUCCGCCGGAGAUGAGACGGGCCCCCGGGGGGGAUUUUGGUGGAAAGCUUAAGUUCCUUACCGUGUGGGAUGCGAUACUGCAAGCGGUCUAUUUUACGAUUUGUCUGCUGAACGAUUUCAUCGGUACAAACGAAGUGGCCCCCAAGCGGAUGCCACUGAUACGCAAGGUGAAAGAUUACACUCUAGCUGCGUUCGCCUUCCCGGUAGCGUUGAAUGUUGGCGUCACCUUCUGGACAUUGAUGGCCAUCGACCGGGAACUUGUCUUUCCGAAAGCACUCGAUGCCGUCUUUCCCGGCUGGUUGAAUCACGUCAUGCACACCAAUAUCGUCAUCUUCAUGGUGCUGGAGAUUUGCACCAGCUUCCGGCAGUAUCCAUCGCGCCGCGCCGGCCUCACCGGGCUCGGUAUCUUCAUGUCGGCCUAUCUGGGCUGGUUGCACGUCAUCCAUCACUUCGGAGGCAUCUGGGUGUACCCGGUGCUGGAGGUACUGAACAUGCCGCAGCGUAUCGCUUUCUUCGCUGUUUCGCUGGCCUUCUGCGUUGGACUGUAUUUGCUCGGUGAAUUCUUCAACAAUCUCAUCUGGACGAAGGAACUUAAGCAGCUGAAGAGCGCAACCUCGGCGGGUGGUGCGAAAACCACGUCCUCUGAAAACCCAACCGAACAGCAAGCAUUUAUGGACAUUGUGUAGUGACUGCAAACUUAGACCAAACACGUGUUUCCGUUUAGUAGCAUCACCCUUAGCAGAAGGGAAGAAAAAAGAAAGGUAGUUCAGAAUGCUACCAUUUGAACCCUGGCUCACGGUGCAGCACAGACAGUCACGGAGAGGCUCUCACACCAAAGCGAUGAUAUUUCACUGGAAGCAGCAAACAGAUAUUAGAAAAAUGCCUCCUCGUGUCACAAAAAGUGAUUACAAGGCUCAAUAUUCAUUUAAAGUCGACCAAAGCACAGUAAACCACUUAAAGGCAUUUAGGGAAAUGAUAACGAUAUCAAUUAUGAACAAUUAAUGGCGUGCACUGAGCUAUAAAGCCUGUUAAUCCGUUGAUAAAUGGUAAAUGCAACAUUUUAUAGAGCCCACGCGAUAACUAAUUUUCAUUCAGAUUCACCUUCGAUAUGUGUGCAUACUCAAAUCCAAAGCUGAAAAAAACCUGUACGUAGCGUUGGGAUAAUACAAUUUUUAAUCAUCGUCAUUUAGAUGUGCAUUUAUAUCCUUCGUCUAUUUUGAACGUCUCGCAGCACAGUUGUAAGUCGGUACCGGCGUGGCUUCGUGUACCUCUAAGCUAAAACGCACCAUUUAUUCCAAUUUCGAUGCGCGCAUUCAUACUUGGUCCAAACAGCUACGGAAAGGGAACAUACAACUUUAUGUAGGUGUAGGUGUAGGUGGAGGUGCAGGUUUUGUUUUCUUUUAGCUAACUAUUUACAGGGCUGAGAGACGGUAUCUCAAAAGGAUCGCAAAUCGCUAUAGAUAAGCUGUCUGAAAUUAACGUAAAGCCUUGAUUGAUAGUGUUCUAACAGGCAAAAGGGGGGGAAAAUUUUCACGAGAAAGAAAAAGAUCUUUUGGUUCCG
Molecule: messenger RNA, 2058 nt
Organism: Anopheles darlingi
Lineage: Eukaryota; Metazoa; Arthropoda; Insecta; Diptera; Culicidae
Product: androgen-induced gene 1 protein-like
Exons: 4
Coding region: 368-1183 (271 amino acids)
Cellular component (GO): membrane; endomembrane system
Source: RefSeq, a predicted model, not a curated record